AGCGUCAUGAACAUGAGACUGUUUCGUUUUUGAAAUUCACGUGACUUUCCCGCAACAUGCUUAUAAAUACCAGCCAUUUCCUCAAAUCUGACUAGUCUGAAUCGAUCUGAGUUUGCAGUGAUACCAAGUGAGUAGUCGAUGAAGUAGACUUCUAGCAACAUGAGCAUCUUGUCCGUUGUGUUUCUGUGCCAGGCUUUCCUGGCAAUCAGCUACGCUCAGAAGAAGUGUUGUUACCCCGACCAAUUUGUAUCGAUAGAGGGUAUUGAGAUUGGUCUAAGCCAAUCUGGAAAGGGUUCAGCCACCGUUGGAAAAAUUCAAGUUGCCUUUGAUUACACCAACAAGCGAGUGGCUGAGUUGGGUAUAAUGACAACGGAUCAGAAAAGCGAGGAACUACAAGGAAUUGCAGACUACAGUAAGGGUGUUCAAUAUUUCAUCCAACCAAAGGCCAGAGAAUGCAUUAAAGUGCCAUUAGCUGGACCAAUGCCCCACUGCGUCCCAGACAACGCUACCUCAGUUGGGAGUAUAUACCUUGGUAAUCACAAAUUGACGGUCGAUGUGUAUAACCUGCCUGUGGACGAAGGAAUAGUGUCACUCAGUGUCACCCACGGUGAAUGCAUUCCCAACAGCUACACAGUUUUAGCAACGUCCCCUUACGGCAAGUUCAAACAAUUCUUUCAGACAGGAUCAAUAAAGAACAUGAGCCAAAGGUAUAGAUCUCAAUAAAACGACAGUCCAGUAGGUAAAUCGAAAUGCUUGAGCUUGGUAGACGCAAAAGGGCGGUACUUUGGAGUGCUGACAUCACUAUAUAAAAAACCAUGCAUUAACUGCAUCGUUUUUAUAAAGACUGAGAAGAAAUUAAGAUGAGUGAGGCCCUACACAUGACUCACAAACCAACAUUACACUUCUGGCUUUGCUUCCGCCAUGUUCCGGCAUAUACACUCCAUAAUUACCAUUGUCUCGCCUAGUAGCAAUUCUUUUUGUCUUCCAAUGCAGGGUCUUUCCUUGCUGUUACUGGCUUUUUCAACUACACUGCUGGCAUCAAGGACCCAUCCAAGUUUUUCACCGUGCCUGACUAUUGCCCAAAGUCAUUCUUGGAGGUGCCAGUGUUUCAAAAACUACCCUCCUACAAGAUGUUCUUCUAAAGUUGUUCAGAUGUUCCCUCUCCGGGAGAUUAGACUUUCAUAUCGACCGUAGUCGACAUAUUCGACAGCAACAGUAAUCAAAUGGUCAUUUAUCGGUAGAUUAGCGCUACUAUCUUUUGAUGGUUCUAACUUCCACAAUAGAGUACCGAAGUGUGAUGUCACUGUGAACCAGAAAGUGCAGUGCAAACGAAUGGAGUACGCGCGCGUGUUGGUGGUUCACGCGCUGGUUCUCGCGCUAAUGCAUUUUACACACUAAUUGUACGCGUGACGUAUUCAAUUCGGUACUCUAUUUGGUACACACAUUUACAAUUAUUUGACUAUUUGUACUGCAUAGCGAUAUUUAAAGAAUAAAAAAAUGAUUUCUAUACCACAGUCUAACGAAAAGACAGAAAUGCUUUGAGCAUUUCAUGAACAAAGCCGUAUGUUUGGUCUUCCUUGUGUGAUAAAUUCAAGAAAAACGAAAUCCCAAAUCAAAAUUUAUUUGUCAAAUGUUUCCCUUGAAUUUGUAAAGUUUUGACUUUAUAACUGUAGUGACAUAAUGGUUGUAGAAAGUGCAUUACUGAUUGCACAAGUAUUUGAAAUGAGUUUUAAUAUUUUGUGUACCCUAGUCCUAUAUUUUUUUAAUCAUUCAACAGCCACAAUUCACAGAACGCAGCUUUAAGUUCCCUUAAGAAGACAGUGAUUCACUUACUGAAUUUAAAUUUGAGAUGUUUUGUUGGACAGAUGUUCACAGGAGAUAUUUUGAAUGAAUAGGCCAUAUUAAAAUCAGCUUUAGGUUUCCACAAUUAAUUCAGUUUCCUGGGUGAAUGGGUUCAAUUUUUUUAAUUGUUACAUUUUUUGUAAUAAUC
Molecule: messenger RNA, 1990 nt
Organism: Acanthaster planci (crown-of-thorns starfish)
Lineage: Eukaryota; Metazoa; Echinodermata; Asteroidea; Valvatida; Acanthasteridae
Biological process (GO): cell-matrix adhesion
Cellular component (GO): extracellular region; lysosome
Molecular function (GO): calcium ion binding
Source: RefSeq, a predicted model, not a curated record